Molecule: messenger RNA, 2727 nt
Organism: Cylindrotheca closterium
Lineage: Eukaryota; Bacillariophyta; Bacillariophyceae; Bacillariales; Bacillariaceae
Source: the annotation of a GenBank genome assembly
AUGUUGCGCGUAACUCCCAUUUACGGAAGCCGCAGGAACAACCAAGGUCCGGCUUCUCUUGGAUCUUGCACACUAAUUGAGUAUGCAGGUGUCACGGUUCUUGUCAAUGUUGGAGGGCCAAUCGAGAACUAUGAUUGGGCAUCUCUUCCAAAACAUGAUUGCCUCUUGAUCACAGAUUCUACCAUGGCUUCUAUGGGAUCUUUUCCUUCAUAUUUCUCCUCCCCAGAAGCAAAGAAUAAAGAGGUUUAUGCAACAUUUCCGACCGUCAAGAUGGGGCAAAUGAGCCUCUACGACUACCAUGCAAACCUGUCUCUUGACGGCGGAAAACCACCAUAUUCUUUGGAUCAAAUGGAUGAUGCAUUUGCCGCUAUGCACACAAUUAAGUAUUCCCAGUCCAUAUAUUUGCCAAAGAAAGAGAAACCAAAGCUUUCUAUCACCGCACAUCGUGCUGGGCAUGUUAUUGGUGGCGCGUUUUUUGUGUUUCAGCGACUUCAAGACGACACGUCGGUCGUUGUCACGUCAACCUAUCAUGUCGCAAAAGAACUUCAUCUAGACUCUUCUACUCUGCUAAAACAUGGCGCAACCCCUGAUGUAUUAGUUACCAGACCAGGAGGUCCGGCAAUGCCACUUCUCAGUCAGCUGUAUCGAGCAAAUAAAUUGAAGCCACCCUUGGCUUCACAGUCGCAGCGAAACAUUGUUGAACAUAUAUUGAGUGUUCUGAGACGUGAUGGUAAUGUUCUAAUGCCUGUUGAUGCGAGCGGUAGAGUCCUGGAAUUGCUAUUGUUACUAAGCCAGCAUUGGGAAAAACAGCGGCUCCAAGGUGCGUAUAAUCUAGUUUGGAUGGGCCCGAUGGUUGCGAACACGAUCGAAUUUUGUAGAUCACAACUGGAAUGGAUGGCCGAGUCGCUUGGCAAUCAGUUUGAUAAUCCUGGAAAAGGGCACCCGUACGCUUUGAAAUCAGUACAUCUAUGUACUUCCCUUGCUGAUUUUGAAUCACUUGUUGCGAACGGUAACCCAACGUGUGUCUUAGCAAGUGGAGGUUCCCUUGAUCAUGGACCUGCCCGGGACUUGCUUCUAAGAUGGGCAGACAACGAUAAUCAUGCCAUAUUAUUUACUGACUCGGCCUGCUGCUAUGAAAGACCGUGGAGACGACGACGUCGGGGGCAGUCAAAUCCCAGUGAAACAUCGGAGACGAUUCAAGGGGAAAAUCCAAUUGUUUCAAAUGAAAACCAAAGUGCCUCUGAAUCAAAUAGCUUGCUCACAGCGAAUGUUCCAGUACCAACAAUCCCUUCAAAUGUGGAAGAUCACGGAGAAGAAAAUCAGGAUACAGAGGAAAUCGGGGCUGCCAUCCAAGAAGAGGAUUCAAGUGAAUACACCACCAGUUAUCAACUCCUACGACAUUGGUGUGAAGCAAAAAUGCAAGAUCGUGAAAUGGAGGAUUCUGUAUCAAUUGAUGUCUUGGUGCAACGGAGAGCUCCACUUGUUGGGCAAGAACUUAAGGUAUUUAUGGAACGAGAAGAAACGGCGAGACUGGCGAAGAGGAAACUAGAGGAAGAGCAAGCUAUGUUGAGAGAAGUUGAAUUGGCAAAAGGUCGUCUCCGAUUGGGAGAAGACCAGCAGAGCCAACCUCAUGGAGGCCAGAGGCUGGAUAGUUCGAGGAGAGACGACGGUGGAGUCGAUAGGCUUAGCCGUCCGAAGAAGAAAAGCCGCUUUGACUCUUCGCUCUUCUUCAAAUUCUCUAAACCACUGCACCUUACCUUUGAAGUCCGAGAAAAUGCAGUUGGGGUGGGCCAAAAUGAUUCAACUGCCAAGUUUGGUAUUGGUGAGGCAGUUGGAAACUCGGACGUUCUUGAAGAUGACUACGGAAUAGCAGUAGUUCCAGGCAUGUUUGUUGACAUUGUGACAGGUGUUGAUCCGUCGAAGUUUGCAGGCGGUUCAGGUCGUAUAGGCGAUGAAGUGAUACGUCGAGGUUUUGGCUUCGGUACAGUUGACAGUGGGGGCAAAAAACUUGCGAAAGAUAGGAAUUCCAUGGUUGGUAUCAAUGAAGCUGACGAAACAACUGACGAAAGAAGAUUGGAAAGUGCUGAUCUAUCUGAAGGUAAUGGGAUCAUCCGAGGGAGGAAUGGUCGCCCCCCAUCUAAAGUUGUCACUGUACCAAGAAAGCUCCAGGUCUUAGCUGAAAUCGAUUAUAUUCCGCUUGAAGGGAGAGUUGACUCGCGAGCUGCACGACAGUCCGUGAGAGCGUUACAGCCUCGACAGAUAGUUAUUCUUGGUGGUAGAACACAUAUAGAUAACGAGACAACGAACGAAGGUGGUAUUCAGACUGCGGACGAAGUGACAUCAUUGGUAGAGAAUGCCCGAACAUUUCUACAACCAAACUCGGAAAUUCUGGUGCCUUCCGACGAGGAGACAGUACGUCUGGAAGUAGGUCAUGCUGCUUUCUCAGUACGUUUGAUUGCAAACCCUUUCUUUCCACAAAAAGAAGCGAGCGGACAAGAUGCGAUGAAAGCUGUAGAAAUUCACGAGACAAAGCUCGGAGUGUGUUCUGUCAGCAUGCUCGAGCACGUAGCAACAGGUCAGAAGGUUGCUGUCGAUGGUUCAAUUGUACUCGCACCCCGACCUACAGGUUCUUCAACUCCUUCACUGUAUAUCAGUGACGGGGAGGUCCUGCUUACAGAUCUCCGAGCAGAAAUGAUUGCUCAAGGAAUGAAAGCUGAAUACAGGUAA